UUUCCCCCUCCUCCCUUCAAGAGUGGAAGCUCGCCUCUUCGUCCGCCCUACUCCCUGCUUCCAGCCCCUGGUGGGAAGUGGGUGGUCCCCUAUAGACCUGGCCCCCCUCCAAAGAGCCGCUCUUUAUAGAAGGGGAAAAUCGGCUUAGCAGAGGGAGCCCAGCCGCGCCUGGCGGGCCCUACACCCACAAGAAAGAGUAAUGCCUUCUCCAGCCUCCCCCCAAGACGGUUUACAAGGGAGGAAGCGGGCAGCGAGAUGCCAGGCCCUCCCGCGGAACAGCUCUCCUGGGGUAGAGAUGGGGCUCCUCAUCCCUCACAGCUGGCUUCCAGGGGCCUCUGGGCCUCUCCUCUGUUCUGAGGCGAGCCCCGCUGGCUCCUUUCCGUGCGCUUUGUAAGCUUGGCUUCUGCAGCCAACCUGACGCUUCCCCCUGGGCUUGGCUGGAAUCCAGUCUGGGAUCAAAGGAAUGCGCCACUGUGCCGGUUGAAUUCCUACCCUGAAGCCUUCCAGACUUUAAGGUUUUAGCUGGUGUGGACGCAGACAUAAAGGGCGCCCCCCUAAGGCAAAGAAAAGAAUCGCGCCUAGAAUGAGCCUUUGGGCUUUGAGAAGGAUGCCGGCGUGGAGGUUGGGGAUGGAGCGUGGGCGAGGGUGUGUGAGAUUUCCUCCAGGAGAAUGUAAGAUUCCGGAAUGAAAGAGCACAAGAGAUCCACAGAAAUUGGCAAGCUGCUGGGCUCUUACCUGGAGAAGAAGAAAAACAUGGAGGACCACACAGUACACCUCCUUUUUUCUGCAAACCGCUGGGAGCAGGUACCUUUGAUCAAAGAAAAGCUCAGUCGAGGGGUCACACUUGUGGUAGACAGAUACGCCUUCUCUGGUGUGGCCUUCACAAGUGCCAAAGAGAAUUUUUCACUGGACUGGUGUAAGCAGCCUGAUGUGGGGCUCCCAAAGCCAGACGUCAUCCUCUUCCUUCAGCUGAGCUCAGUGGAGGCAGCAAAACGGGGAGACUUUGGCAAUGAGCGCUACGAAAACAACACCUUCCAGGAGAAAGCCCUACAGCGUUUCUACCAGCUCAUGAAGGACGACUCUUUAAACUGGAAGACCAUUGAUGCCUCUAAAAACAUAGAAGACUUACACAAGGAAAUUUACUCCCUUUCUGAAGAAACCAUUCAAAUGGUCCAAGAGAUGCCCGUGGGAGAGUUGUGGAAAUAGAACUGGCCCACCAGCUCUUUCAGCUUGACAGGAAGGAGAGAGAACGCCUUGGCACAGUCCAUCCAGCAGAAGGAAAAUCUGAUAGCACAGAAUGGAACAAGUUAAGCACUAGCCUUCGGUUUGAGACCACACUGUUGUGCGGUCACAGUUGUCAUCAGGAGGCCUGAACUGGAGGUUCUUAGUCCCAGCCGAGGUCACAUCCUGACUGGUUUCUUCAUUGAGGCCCAGAAUUACAGCAUAAAGGAAAUUAUUUUUCAGAGGAUCACAUUUGCUAAGCCACAAGAACGAUUUCAAGUUGAUUCUCAAUUCUGCAUCAAGAGAAAGCUCAUUCUCCUUUCUAACACUGUCCAGUUUCUUCCUCAGCCUUGUUUUUAACUUGAAUUAUAAAACCUAAGUGAAAUAAAUGAAUUGUUCCAUC
Monodelphis domestica (gray short-tailed opossum) is the source of this 1624-nucleotide messenger RNA. It is a transcript of the gene DTYMK, whose product is annotated as deoxythymidylate kinase. NCBI's taxonomy places the organism in Eukaryota, Metazoa, Chordata, Mammalia, Didelphimorphia, Didelphidae. Gene Ontology annotation, cellular component: cytoplasm; mitochondrion; cytosol. Gene Ontology annotation, biological process: dUDP biosynthetic process; dTDP biosynthetic process; dTTP biosynthetic process. Gene Ontology annotation, molecular function: ATP binding; nucleoside diphosphate kinase activity; dTMP kinase activity. The record is from RefSeq and is a predicted model, not a curated record.